This is a messenger RNA of Periophthalmus magnuspinnatus, 1968 nucleotides long. RefSeq names its product OTU domain-containing protein 1. Lineage: Eukaryota; Metazoa; Chordata; Actinopteri; Gobiiformes; Gobiidae. Gene Ontology annotation, molecular function: cysteine-type deubiquitinase activity. Gene Ontology annotation, biological process: protein deubiquitination. The record is from RefSeq and is a predicted model, not a curated record. The coding region runs from base 197 to 1564 and encodes 455 amino acids. The transcript has a single exon.
GUGGACCUUGACAGCAGUGAAGCGCACAGAGUCCUGUUACCGUCUAAAGUCUAAAAUUAGGGAGGCACCCAGACUCCAAAUGACGCAAGAAAGCCAAAGUGGACGGUGUGCUCGCGUGGGUCAGCGGUAAGGACCCUGGGCCAUGGAGACGUUCCCACAACUUCACUGUUGUCAGUGACACGCUGCGUAUUUUUAGAUGUUGUUGUCAUCGUUCCGUAACAGCCCAGCAGAGGCGUUCGCUAUAAAGGAGUCCGACAAAAUGCAGUUGUACAACAGUGUACUCACACACUAUCCCAAGUCAACUCGUAAAGUUACAAUAACUUUAAGGACAGCGCCUGAACGUCAGAUUGGGAAUACUUGUACGUCCUUUGCCUCCAGUGCACAAAGUUCUCAACCGGACUCAAGUUCAACGACCAACGGAGAGCAGCUACAGGAGGGCGCGUCUUCCGCCAACAUGCCUGCCUUUUCGUGUUAUGAAGCUUCAUCCAUGAGGCCUAUUUACUACACAUCCACCGCGGAGAUCUUAAUACGCAGAGCUGAUGGAGUGGAGAGGUCUGUGCCGGUUCACAUUGUGAGGGAAUCUAAAGCCAAGUCCCAGUCUCCCAGUCUUGCUGAGCACAAUGACAGCACAUACAGAGACUCUGACGUGUUUGAGGACCUCAUAGAUCACCUGAGAAACGGAUUCGAGUCAGACCAGCUCAACAGAAAUGCACUUUUUAACGCCAAUAUGUGUCAACCCAUAACAGAAGAACAGAAGAUGUGUAGGCCAACUGACAGUGAGACGAAAGCUCCCCUCAGGAGCAAUGGAUGGGUUUCCACACAUGAGGAGGAGCUGAGGACCUCUGAGCCAGAAGAACCUGAAGGGGUCCUGACACAGGAGGUCACAGCAGAUCAGAGCCAGGCAGGGGGAAACAGAGGGCAGUUUGAGCUGAGUGUGCUACAGGAAGCCCCCUCACAGAAAGGGGACAUCAAUACUAAAGUUCAGCGGUACCUGGCAGAGGUGGAAACACAGAACAAGUACCUGGAAGAGCGCCACAAGUUCAGGUAUCACAUAAUCCCAGAUGGCAACUGUCUGUACAGAGCUGUGUGUAAGGCUGUGUAUGGAGACCAGGCCAGGCACAGGGAGCUGAGGGAGCAGACCGUGCACCACAUCGCUGACCACCUGGAUGAGUUUAACCCCAUCAUAGAGGGGGAUGUGUGUGAGUUUCUUAUCAACGCUGCACAGGAUGGAGCCUGGGCUGGAUACCCAGAACUCCUUGCCAUGAGUCAAAUGCUGAAUGUAAAUAUCCAGCUGACCACUGGGGGCAGCAUGGAGAGCCCCACAGUUUCCACUAUGCUGCACUACCUUGGUGAGGAGGACGCUGACAAACCGGAGAUCUGGCUGAGUUGGCUCAGUAAUGGCCACUAUGAUGCUCUCCUGGACAAGUGUGUUCCAAACCCAGAGUAUGAGGAGUGGUGUCGCCACUCACAGAUGCAAAGAAAACGAGAUGAGGAGCUGGCCAAGUCUAUGGCCGUGUCCCUGUCCAAAAUGUACAUUGAACAGAAUGGGGACAGUGGGAAGUGAACGUUGUCUGUCGAGAGCAGAACCACUGAUUAAGUUCCAAUAAGUUAUUUUAUCAUUUUUAUAAGAUUUAUAUACAGAGAAGAAGGAUGUGCAGUGCACUAUGUUUUUUACUCAAAAACAUGGCCAGAAUAGUGGCCUGUGUUUGAUGGGGUGAUUGUGUUCCUGUAGUCUGUUAUGGUGAGCUGAGAUCCACCAUUUAUUAUGCAGUAUUUAUUUGUCUCAUGUUUGCAGACCAAAAUGCCAUUCUGUCUACACUGUGUAGGCCCUUUCAAAACUUUGCAUUUGAUUUUUUGUGACACAACUGUUCUCCUUUGCACAAAUGUCUUUGCUUCAUUUAUUUGAAUAUUUUGGGUGAAUGCUUUAAAAUAAAAGUUUGGAUGAAUGCUUCAAAAUAAAAGUUUUGA